AUGAAUGGUGUCUUGUAUUACCUAUUAUUAACUAUUUUAAAUGUGGAAUUGCUAAUGGGAAAUUUAGGCAAUGCAUUCACAGUGUUAGUGAACGUUAUGGACUGGGUAAAGAGAAUAAAAAUAUCUUUCAUAGAUCAGAUCUUGACUACUCUGGCAAUUUCCAGAAUUGCUUUUCUCUUUUCACUAACUGCAAAUUUAUUUGUAUAUAAAUUCUAUCCAUCCAUAGUAAUAACUAGAAGAAUUGUGAGACAAACUUGUAUUUUCUGGACAGUAACUAAUCAUUUCAAUAUCUGGCUUGCUACAUGUCUUAGCAUCUUCUAUUUUCUCAAGAUAGCCAAUUUUUCAAACUCUAUUUUUCUUCGGACACUGUUGGCAUCUCUGCUCCUCUUGUUUUUAAAUGUUUUAGUCAUAGAUACACACACUGAUGUCUUCAUUUACAGAAUUGAAGCAAAUAUAUUCUUCAGUGUUAUCUCAAGUAAUUAUUCUCAAGUUGCUAGGCUCGUUUUACUUACCAACAUUAUGUUCACACUCAUCCCCUUCACCAUGACCCUGACCGUGUUUCUCCUGCUCAUCUUCUCCCUGUGGAGACAUCUGAAGAACAUGCAGUACAAUGCCAAAGGCCCUAGAGAUGUCAGCAAGGCAGCCCACAUAAAGGCUCUGCAAAUGGUUGUCACAUUCCUGCUACUAUACAGCAUUUUUUUUCUGUCACUUCUUUUGCAGUUUUGUAACAUUAAAUAUAAGCAGAGAAAUUCAGUGUCUCUGCUUUUAUGGACUGUUGGAAUUGCUUUCCCUUCUGGCCACUCAUAUGUCUUGAUUCUGGGAAACACUAAACUUAGACAGGCAUUUAUUUCCACGAUGUGGUGGCUGAGGUGCAGGCUCAGUGCUGUGGAGCCCUCAGUUUCCUAA
This is a messenger RNA of Alexandromys fortis (reed vole), 906 nucleotides long. RefSeq names its product taste receptor type 2 member 140-like. Gene Ontology annotation, cellular component: membrane. Gene Ontology annotation, molecular function: G protein-coupled receptor activity; bitter taste receptor activity. The record is from RefSeq and is a predicted model, not a curated record. Gene Ontology annotation, biological process: sensory perception of taste; G protein-coupled receptor signaling pathway; detection of chemical stimulus involved in sensory perception of bitter taste. NCBI's taxonomy places the organism in Eukaryota, Metazoa, Chordata, Mammalia, Rodentia, Cricetidae.